AUGUGUUGCACACUAACUCAUAAAGAAUUAUCGCAGUUAACCUCUCCAUCUCUUCACUUUGCCCCUCUACCACCAAGUUAUAUCUCUACGCCUGCUGUCCCCAGCUCGCCUAGCACAGCACUAUAUCUGCGAUGCAUUCUCCAUGAGUGA
This is a messenger RNA of Bipolaris victoriae FI3, 150 nucleotides long. RefSeq lists its product as hypothetical. Bases 1 to 150 code for a protein of 49 amino acids. NCBI's taxonomy places the organism in Eukaryota, Fungi, Ascomycota, Dothideomycetes, Pleosporales, Pleosporaceae. The record is from RefSeq and is a predicted model, not a curated record. The transcript has a single exon.